Messenger RNA from Pogonomyrmex barbatus (red harvester ant), 401 nucleotides. Its product is annotated as pheromone-binding protein Gp-9-like. Lineage: Eukaryota; Metazoa; Arthropoda; Insecta; Hymenoptera; Formicidae. The record is from RefSeq and is a predicted model, not a curated record. Gene Ontology annotation, molecular function: odorant binding.
AUAUAAGUAGGGGUUUAUAUCAGAGCACAGCGUCAGUUCAUAAAACACUGCGUAUCGAAAGCGUCUCACUAGUAAAAGAAAAAUCAUGAAGUUCCUCAUACUAUCCAUUUGCCUGAUGGCAACUGCUAUGAUGGUUUAUGCAGGCACUAUCGCAGACACAGCUUUACACGGCGGAACAUUAUCCUCCGAAGAUGUACAAGCAUGUUAUGAUAACUCGAAAUUAGAGGAAGCUGAUUUGAUUACUUAUGCAGAAAUAAAGGAUGGAUCUUAUAAUAAUUCAGAAAAUGCAGAAAAAGCGAGGAAAAACGGUUGCUUUACAUUAUGUAUAUUACAAAAGCGUGGCAUGGUAAAUAUUACGUAACUAAACGUGUUAAUUAUUUAAUUUUAAAAAAAUCCUUAAU